Messenger RNA from Peromyscus maniculatus bairdii (prairie deer mouse), 1205 nucleotides. Lineage: Eukaryota; Metazoa; Chordata; Mammalia; Rodentia; Cricetidae. The record is from RefSeq and is a predicted model, not a curated record.
GCUUUGCGGGCCUUUAAUGGGGGGGGGGGGGAUGAGGAGGGAGGAGCAAUCGUAAGUGCCCCGCCUCCUCGGCCGUGACGGCAUCAGAAAGCGUCCGAGAUGCUGGACUCGCUGUUGGCCCUCGGUGGCUUGGUGCUUCUUCGAGAUUCCGUGGAGUGGGAGGGGCGUAGUCUCCUGAAGGCUCUAAUCAAGAAAUCUGCCCUUCGUGGGGAGCAAAUCCACGUUCUGGGCUGUGAAGUGAGUGAAGAAGAGUUUCGCGAAGGUUUUGGCUCUGAUAUCAACAGCCGCCCCUCAGGACAAAAUGAUUUUCAAAUGACCAACAUGUCUACAAAGAGAAUGAUGCAGUAUGAAGACAGAAGUACCAAGUCUUUCAUCCCAUUUUCAUUAUCUAAAUGCUACCUUGUGUCUUUCAUGAUCUACAUUUCUUGUCCCUCUCCAGGUGCUGACUCCCCGAUAGAGCAGGUCCGUGUGCUGGGUCUGCUACAUGAAGAGCUGCAUGGUCCCGGCCCCAUGGGAGCGCUGAGCACCCUUGCUCACACAGAGGUGACUCUGAGUGGUAAAAUGGGCCAGACUUCAGCCUCCAUCCUCUGUCGAAGGCCCCAACAACGUGCAACUUACCAGACUUGGUGGUUCUCCAUUCUUCCUGACUUCAGCCUGGAUCUCCGGGAGCGGCUUCCCCUCCAUUCUGAGCUACACCCAGAUCCUCACACAACCCAGGUGGAUCCCACGACUCAUUUGACCUUUAACCUUCACUUAUCCAAGAAAGAAAGAGAAGCCAGAGACAGCCUCACUCUGCCUUUCCAGUUCAGCUCUGAAAAACAGCAAGCUCUGCUCCGCCCUGGACCGGGCCAGACAACUAGCCACAUCUUCUAUGAACCAGAUGCUUUUGAUGACGUGGACCCAGAAGACCCAGAUGAUGACCUAGACGUUUGACUAGACAAAUGGGAGAGGAAGACUGUGGCUCAGAACCAUCCUGUUGUUCACAGAGGCCUUACCUGCUCCCUCCCUCCCUCCCUCCCUCCCUCCCUCCCUCCCUCCCUCCCUCCCUCUGUUGCUCUGUCCGUGGAGGGCCUGUCUGUCCUGUGAGCCAUUGAGGAACAUAUAAUUGGGGCAAAGAAGUGUGGUGAGAGCGUAGUGUAUGCAAGAGAACAAGAAACCCCCUCCUCCCCUGCCCGUUUCUAAUAAAGUAGAUACAUGUAUUCGUA